AUACUUGAAACUAUUAUUGAUCGUGAAGAAGGCAAGAAAAAGGAAAAAGCGGAGUAUCUCCUUCAAAGAUAUAGAGAAGCUGUUUGCCGAGCCAAAACCAUGUUGGGCACAGGUGACCUGCUCGGUUGUCUGAUGCUGAAAGGCUGUUUGCCUAUACUUCAUAGGUCCCGCUGGGGCAUAGAUGACCUGUUCG
Molecule: messenger RNA, 193 nt
Organism: Racocetra persica
Lineage: Eukaryota; Fungi; Glomeromycota; Glomeromycetes; Diversisporales; Gigasporaceae
Source: the annotation of a GenBank genome assembly